AUGGCGGCUAAAAAGAGAGUCCUUUCUUUGGGACAUGUCCCGGAGCACAAUGCUGAAACAGUUAAACAAUUCUACGACACCUUUGACGUGAUUUCGACGACCAAAGAGGAACGGGAGAGAUCUACAUUUCUUGAGGGGCUUCGAACGCGAAAAUGGGGUGAGUUCGAUGCCAUACUCAGGUGUUUCUGGUACGAGGGAGAUGAAAUGGAGCCGUUCGACUCGGAGCUUGUUCCGUUGUUACCGGACAGCCUCAAAAUUCAUUCAAGCUGCGGAGCAGGUUACGACUGGAUGGAUAUACCUGCCUACACUAAGCGAGGUUUGUCCGAGCCUCGGAUCCAGUUUGCUGCGGUAUUAGCCGUUAACACGAGUUCAGGCUUUUUGUACUGUAAUGGCGCGUCGGCGCCUGCUGAAGCAGUAGCGGACCUGGCUCUUUACCUUGUCAUCUCCGUCUUUCGAUAUCUGACUGAGGCGCAGCUCGCCGCUCGAUCUGGCAGUACAGAGACAUGGCAGAAGGCCCGGGCCGUUUCCGCAAAAGCUCAAAACCCCGAAGGUCAAACCUUGGGCAUCAUUGGCCUGGGUCGAAUUGGUUACCUGCUAGCAAAGAAGGCCUAUCACGGGCUUGACAUGAACAUCCAGUAUCAUGAUAUUAGAAGAAGGACUCAAGAAGAUGAGGCUUCGGUUCAAGCAACCUAUGUCGACACCCUGGAAGGCCUAGUGCAGACUUCGGACUGUGUAGUAUGUUGCGUGCCCUUUGAAGGCCAAAAGAUCUUCGAUGCGACGAUGUUUUCGAGAUUCAAAAAGGGCAGCCGCUUCGUCAAUAUCGCCCGGGGCUCUCUACAUGACGAGGCUGCACUCGUGGCAGCUCUCAAAUCAGGCCAGCUUUCCGCCGCAGGUCUUGACGUACAGGAAAAAGAGCCGGAAGUACAUCCAGAAUUGAUCAAGAUGGGCAAUGUCACUCUGACUCCCCAUAUUGGCGGCACAACUGUUGAGUCCGGCGUCGCAUUCGAAAAAUUGGCAAUGGACAACAUCACGUCCUUUUUCCAGACCGGCAAGGCCCUUACCCCUGUCGAUGGGACAAUAGGGACAUAG
This is a messenger RNA of Cladophialophora psammophila CBS 110553, 1089 nucleotides long. RefSeq lists its product as uncharacterized. The transcript has a single exon. NCBI's taxonomy places the organism in Eukaryota, Fungi, Ascomycota, Eurotiomycetes, Chaetothyriales, Herpotrichiellaceae. The record is from RefSeq and is a predicted model, not a curated record. Gene Ontology annotation, molecular function: NAD binding; glyoxylate reductase (NADPH) activity; hydroxypyruvate reductase [NAD(P)H] activity. Gene Ontology annotation, cellular component: cytosol. The coding region runs from base 1 to 1089 and encodes 362 amino acids.